This is a messenger RNA of Amaranthus tricolor (Joseph's coat), 808 nucleotides long. RefSeq lists its product as uncharacterized. NCBI's taxonomy places the organism in Eukaryota, Viridiplantae, Streptophyta, Magnoliopsida, Caryophyllales, Amaranthaceae. The transcript has a single exon. The record is from RefSeq and is a predicted model, not a curated record. The coding region runs from base 100 to 573 and encodes 157 amino acids.
UUUCCCCAAUUUAUUUAUAAUGUACAAUACCUUAAAAGUUUAAACCAAACACACCUUAACAAACCCAUCUAUUAAACUACACAAUUCUCUCCUUAAAACAUGCUAACUAUGUUUCCUAUAGAAAAAAUACUUGAAACCAUAACUAAGAAACCUAAAUCUCCACCAAAAAAGCUACAAAGAAGCCCUAAAAUUGUAGGGUAUGCCCGUAGUGAGUACCCUGAGAAUGAUGAGUCCUUAAACUUAAGGGAACCUCUAUUAUCUUCUCUAGAUGAAGAAAAAAUUGAAGGGUAUGAUCAAGGGAAGAUGAUAAUUAAGGAGGUUAAUAACAAGAUUAAUAAUAGUGUUAGAGUUAAAGUAUUGUUAACUAAAGAAGAAGCAACAAAAUUGUUAGCUAAGUGUAAAGAAGAAGGUGCUUUGGAUUUUAAAGAAGUUGUUAAUCAACUUGUUAAUCUUCCUGCCCAAAGGAUUAAUGUUGUUUCUUCUAUAAUUAAGUCUCCCUCUAUUGAAAAAGAGCUUUCUACCAUUAUUGAAGAGGAGGAAGAAUAUGAUGAAUAUUAUCAUAAGAACAAAUAAGUUUAUUUAUUUUUUAUUUUUUUCUUGUCCCUACUUUUUUUUCUUCCUUAUCUUGUACAUAAAAUCAUAAAAAGAAAAUAUAUGGUGUUUCAAUAUCAGUUUAAAUUUUUAGUUGAAUUGAUUCAUUUGACAUGUAAAAAUCAGAUCAACUAAAAAGUUCAAACUGAUAAUAGAAACAUCAUAGUAUAUUAUAUACUCUAUCAGACUUAAGUUGGUAUUUGGCUAAGAUCGACUA